Messenger RNA from Arachis ipaensis, 369 nucleotides. The record is from RefSeq and is a predicted model, not a curated record. Lineage: Eukaryota; Viridiplantae; Streptophyta; Magnoliopsida; Fabales; Fabaceae.
AUGAUGACAUGGGCCAUCGAGCUCUCCCAAUACAAUUUGCAGUACGAGCCCCGGCAUGCAAUCAAGGCGCAGGCAAUGGCAGAUUUCCUAGUGGAGGUGAUAACCCGUUUCGGCAUACCAGAGGUCGUCAUUUCGGAUAAUGGGACUCAAUUCACCGACAAGAAGUUCACGGAGUUCCUCGCCGACUUGGGGAUAAAGCAAAAGUUUUCCUCAGUUGAACAUCCCCAGACGAAUGGACAAGUGGAAUCCGCAAACAAAGUCAUCCUACUAGGCCUCAAGAAGCGCUUAGACAACAAGAAAGGCGCAUGGGCCGACGAGCUCGCUUCGGUCCUCUGGUCCUAUCGGACAACCGAACAAAGCUCCACAUGA